Molecule: messenger RNA, 1527 nt
Organism: Hyaloscypha bicolor E
Lineage: Eukaryota; Fungi; Ascomycota; Leotiomycetes; Helotiales; Hyaloscyphaceae
Product: general substrate transporter
Exons: 7
Coding region: 1-1527 (508 amino acids)
Biological process (GO): transmembrane transport; carbohydrate transport
Cellular component (GO): membrane
Molecular function (GO): carbohydrate:proton symporter activity
Source: RefSeq, a predicted model, not a curated record
AUGCGCUUCUUUCCAAGUAGAGGGACGAGGAGGCUUGGGAGUUUGAGCGUCUUCUUUGCGCUUGGAUCUUUUGUAUGGGGGUACAAUAUCGGAAUCAUUGCCACACUCUACGUGAACAGCGGCUGGAUCAAAGCCCUGCACAAGCCCAACGCCGCGCAGAAGGGGUUGAUCACUGCGAUAUACUACCUGGGGACAUGGCUCAGCUAUGUCUUCCUAUCCCACCCACUCAGCGAUCGUUUGGGGAGAAGAUACGCUGGUAUGGUGGGAGCAGUCGUGUCAUGCAUUGGAGGAGCUGUACAGACAGGAGCACACGGGGAAACAGCUUUUGCAAUGAUGAUCAUUGGGAGAAUCAUCUCGGGGUUGGGGAAUGCAGUUAUCUCUACCUCUGUUCCGUUAUACCAAAGUGAAAUAGCUCCUGCAAGAAGAAGAGGUGGAGUUGUUGUGUUGAACCAUAUCGGUAUGGUCAGUGGUUUGGCUGUUGCUUUCUGGGUGGGGUAUGGAGUUUCACAUUGGACGACCAAAACUGGUAUCUUUGAAGGAUGGCGUCUUUCGAUUGCCAUUCAGUUCAUCCCCGCUUUAUUCUUCGUCAUCGGUUUGCCUUUCGUCCCGGAUACCCCCCGCUGGCUCCUCGAGAAGAAUCGCCCAGAAGACGCCCACAAAGCUCUCAUCUAUCUCCGCGGCGCCGAAGACAGUCCCGAGGACAUCGAGCCUGAGCUCCAGGAAAUCAAGGCAAAUGUUGAAUUCCACAACUCCAUCACCGAAGCCUCAUGGUUCACCCUGUUCACUGACAGCGACCUGCGUGCUCGUCUUUGGAGGGGAGCACUAUUGCAAUUCAUGGCGCAAAUGUGCGGCGCAACGGCAAUCAAGUACUACCUCCCUACCGUCUUCCUCGCUCUUGGUCUGUCAAAGGAUCUGAGCUUGAUGGCUAGCGGCAUUGAGAGUACCUUGAAGAUCGGAUGCACGAUUAUCGAGAUGUUGAUUAUUGAUAAGCUUGGACGGAAGAAGACUCUGCUAUUGGGAACGGCAAUUAUGUCUCUUUCGAUGAUUGUCAACGGCUCCCUUCCCUUGGCCUACCCGAACAACAAGAACCACGCUUCAGACUACACCUGCAUAGUCUUCAUCUUCUUCUUCUCCUUUGGCUACUCCAUCGGCUUCGGGCCCAACGCAUGGGUUUAUGGCACAGAGAUCUUUCCAACCUACAUCCGUGCAAAGGGCAUAAACAUCUGCGCCUCCGCCGGCGCCAUCGGCUCCAUCGUCGUCGGUCAGUUCUUCCCCGUUGGCAUCCAGAACAUUGGCUCCAAAACCUACUUCGUCUUCUUCUGCAUCAAUAUUUCAGCUAUGGUCAUCAUACUUAUCUGGUAUCCCGAAACCAAGGGCAAGACGCUCGAGGAAAUGGACGGUCUGUUUGGCAAAUUGAUUGGCGGGAGUGAUGUGGAGCGCGGGGAUAAUGGGCACAAGGGGCAGGAUGAGGGGGAGGAAGGGGCCGUUGAGCAGCAUGCUGUGGAAGUUGAUGCUGGGAAACGAUGA